AUGCUUAAAAUAUCCAAAUUAUUCAUUCUUUCGUUACUAAUUUCCGCUUUACAAUCACAUUUAGUUGGAGAUAAAAUGCAUUUGUCUGAACUAAAAAGCCUCUGUGAGCACGCUUAUAUUUGUUUUCAUGACCAGGUGAUUAUCUGUGGAAAAUCGGUCAAUCAAGCAAGAACAUUCCUAGAUCUUUGCGACAUGUACGAAUAUGCUUGUGAAUAUAAUAUGGUUUUCAGACACGUAAAAGAAGAUGAAGGUAUUUGUCCAAAUCCUAAGGAACUAGGUCAAAGGUUUGGAUAA
Molecule: messenger RNA, 294 nt
Organism: Parnassius mnemosyne (clouded apollo)
Lineage: Eukaryota; Metazoa; Arthropoda; Insecta; Lepidoptera; Papilionidae
Source: the annotation of a GenBank genome assembly